GCUGAGCAAUGAGCAAGCUCGGGAGGCGGGGACGGCAGAGUUUGCAGUGUGUCGCCUGUGUGCAGCUGGGAGUCAGAGACUGAAGAGGAAGAAACGAAGACAUGGCCGAGAGUGACUGGGACACCGUGACCGUGCUGCGGAAGAAGGGCCCGACCGCCGCCCAGGCCAAGUCCAAGCAGGCAAUCGUCGCUGCACAGAGGAGAGGGGAGGACGUGGAAACUUCCAAAAAAUGGUCUGCAGGACAGAACAAGCAGCACACCAUCACCAAGAACACAGCCAAGCUGGACAGAGAGACCGAGGAACUGCACCACGACCGGGUGCCACUAGAGGUGGGCAAGGUUAUCCAGCAGGGCCGGCAGAGCAAAGGCCUAACACAGAAGGACUUGGCCACGAGAAUUAACGAGAAGCCACAAGUAAUUGCAGAUUACGAGAGCGGGAAAGCCAUUCCAAGUAACCAGGUCAUGGGGAAGAUUGAGAGAGCCAUCAGUCUGAAGUUACGUGGAAGGGACAUUGGAAAACCCCUCGAAGCCGUCCCAAAGGGCAAAUGAAAAUAAAGCCUCGAAAUCAGUGGUCCCCAGCUGAUCUCGCCCGGUCCGUCUGAAAGGGCGGACCGGGACCUUAUGUUGCCAAUCAUGAACAUGUGGGGGUAUCGGACUGAACUAGAUGGGAGAGACUAAACACAAUCUUACCUGCUGUCAAUACAAACCAAGAAUUACCAAACUUCUGCCACACCUAAAACGUGAUUCGCAAGGUUCCUGCCGGCCCAGCAGGUGAUCAUUAAUGGCCAGAGAAUCACAGGACUAGUAAUUCUUCUUUUGUUUCCCAGAUCGGGUGUGUCCUUUUUUUUUUUUUUUUUUUUUUUUUUUUUUUUUUCUGGCAAACAGGAGGAACAGUCCCUACAUUUAUAAGUUCUCACAUCCUUUCUUGUAUGUAAUUGUAAAAUAAAAAUUGUUAUCCUUUA
Molecule: messenger RNA, 961 nt
Organism: Pseudophryne corroboree (corroboree frog)
Lineage: Eukaryota; Metazoa; Chordata; Amphibia; Anura; Myobatrachidae
Gene: EDF1
Product: endothelial differentiation related factor 1
Exons: 5
Coding region: 102-548 (148 amino acids)
Cellular component (GO): nucleus
Molecular function (GO): DNA binding
Source: RefSeq, a predicted model, not a curated record